Molecule: messenger RNA, 2035 nt
Organism: Cimex lectularius (bed bug)
Lineage: Eukaryota; Metazoa; Arthropoda; Insecta; Hemiptera; Cimicidae
Product: cholinesterase 1-like
Exons: 7
Coding region: 439-2001 (520 amino acids)
Source: RefSeq, a predicted model, not a curated record
GGGCACAACAGAUAGGCACCAAAGAGGCCGUUAACUUAGCUAAAGUUUGAUGAGGACAUCUUGACCUUAAACCCUUUUGUGGUACACCAAACUGCCAAAAACGCGGAUCCAUUUCCGUUCUCUACUAAUAUGGAAAAACAUAAGGGCAUUAAAAAAUAACGUUUCAGGUGAUUGAAAGUAUGUAUUAACUUGAAGGAAUGUUGUGAGAGAGAAGGCAGAUGGAAUAAUAUUGAGUAUUCUAUUGAGUGGAUAUUAAUAUUAGAGGAUUCAGCAAAAACAGAAACAAAAUAUCUUAAAUUUUGCGAUCGAUUAUCUUCGGUUAAUUGAUUCCUGUUUGGUUCUGCCUCGAAUAAUUUAAUUCCUUACUCCACCCGACACCGAGCCGUGUUUGUUCAAAUUUCAACGUUCAAUGGUUGUGUGAGGUACAGCUUCAUAGGGAUGUAUGUUCCACCUACGUCUCCAUUGGCAAGGAUCUGGGCGACAUGGGGCUAUCUCCAGUCCAUCGGCGACUUUAAAGGGAGUCGGGAGUUGACAGCCAGAGGUGACAACUAUUAUCUGGCCUUCGAAGGGAUCAGGUACGCUAAGCCGCCGAUCGGGUACAACAGUUUCAGGGACCCGAUCAGUUUCAACUAUCAAGGCAACACGGAGCGUAAGGUGCACUGUAUGGACAUAGACUCAAACGGUAAAGUAUUCGGAGAAGAAGACUGCCUCUGCAUCAACGUCUACACCCCUUUGCCUUACGUAAAUAAAAGCUUGCCUGUGUUGAUCUGGAUCGACGGGCGCAGAUUUCAUUACGAAAGUGUCAGAGACAGCGUGUGCCAGCCUGCCCGGCUCGUGGAAAAAUGGAUGGUGGUCGUGACGGUGAACUACCGGCUAGGACCGCUCGGCUUUCUGAGCUCGGAGGGUAAGAGCAAUCCGGGAAACUACGGACUCAAAGACCAGCAGAUGGCCAUCGAAUGGGUCUUCAAGAAUAUACACAAGUUCGGAGGUGAUCCGAAGAAGAUUACAUUGGGAGGAGAAGGUGGUGGAGCCGCGCACGUCCUCUUCCAUUUAAACGGUGCUCUGUCGGGCAGGAUCAGCAAGGGAAUAGCUCUCAGUGGGUCUAGGUUCGCACCCUGGGCCAUAUCUAAAAUAGGAUGGGUGAAGCGAAAUACGAGAACGAUCAUGGUCUCGUUCUGGAGUCUAAACCACCUGGAUCGUUUUAGGACGAUGACAAGCUCGGAGAUAGUCGCCAAAGCGAACAAACUAAACAACCAUUGGCUGGUCUAUCGCGCCAUCUGGUUGGAGAAGAUCUUGUAUCCUUUCAUACCGGUCGUGGACGGUGCGGUUAUCAAGGACGACCCUUGGAAAAAGGUGGGAACGCAGGGAAACUUUUCCCUCCUUCUCGGUAUUAAGGACAAAGAAGAGUCUUUCAUCGAUUCAUUCCUCAAGAAAGAGAAAAAAAUUGGGUCACUAGUGUCGUCGAUCUUUUGGGACGACUUCAACUACGAGUUGAUCGUAGGGAAGGCGAACAAUCUUAUAUCGGACGACAGGUACAAGGUGGCAGAAUUCUACAAAAGCAAUAACGACUUAAAGAGCAUCAUCAAAGACGGUUGGUUUAUCUUUCCAGCCAUGGCAGAGGCCAAAUUCCAUAGAGGUCCUUUUGAGGCGUUCAUGUACCAGGACCUACGAGGUACUCCCUCUCAGAACGAAACGAUGAAAAACCUGUCAGACCUGAUAGCCAGAUUCGUCUACGGGAACCCGUCCGAGCUUAAAUCGUACUCGGAGGACAAGCGUUUAUUCAAAAUCACAGCCGCUCUCCACAACCCAAGACUCUUCAAGGAAAUGGACGAACCAAUGUCGAAGAGGAUGCAGACGUGGAAGUCGUUAAAUAUGUUACCGCCGCACGAUUCCACUUCCAUCGCCUCCACAGGCCAGGAGGGCAACCAGUCAACCUCUAAUGCCUCCCGUGAGAUGUCGCAACCACACCUCCCCUGUUUUUCCUUCCCAGAACAUCUAUAAAUAAAUAAAUUUUCCUUGAUUUUUCUGAACCAGA